Messenger RNA from Penaeus vannamei (Pacific white shrimp), 566 nucleotides. Lineage: Eukaryota; Metazoa; Arthropoda; Malacostraca; Decapoda; Penaeidae. The record is from RefSeq and is a predicted model, not a curated record.
UGUCUUCCUCCCUGUUAGAAUAACUGCGAUGUAAACAAAUAAGCGGCUUCAAACACCAGACGUCGCCAAGUUGAGAAAAAUGGAAAUGGAAGAGAAGACUGAGAACAUCUUUGAACUCAAGGAUGCGAGAUCUGUUCAAGACCCCAUCCAUGAAUAUGGACCAAAUUACAAAGGAGUUCCAUUGAUCAUUGAUAAUGGAUCAUAUAAUUGUCGUGUAGGAUGGGCCAUAGACCAAGAGCCAAGAGUAGUCUUCCGUAAUUGCUAUGCAAAACACAGGAAAGAUAGGGGGAAAAAUUGGCAGCGGAGAUUGAGGUGUUGGUGGCUAAUGACAUAAGUAACAUUGAAGCUGUGCGGUUCCAACUAAAAUCACCCCAUGAUGAGAAUAUUGUCACUCAUUAUGAGGCACAAGAGACGAUGUUUGACUACACAUUCUCACACUUAGGCAUCGACACAACGCAAGUGGAUCACCCAAUCGUGUUGACUGAAGCCUUUUGCAAUCCCAAUUACUCAAGACAGUUGAUGUCGGAGGUUGCUUGUUUGAUGCUUAUGGUGUUGGCCAAGCAUAU